Molecule: messenger RNA, 1544 nt
Organism: Xyrauchen texanus (razorback sucker)
Lineage: Eukaryota; Metazoa; Chordata; Actinopteri; Cypriniformes; Catostomidae
Gene: ldb3b
Product: LIM domain binding 3b
Exons: 10
Coding region: 218-1093 (291 amino acids)
Biological process (GO): heart development; actin cytoskeleton organization; muscle structure development
Cellular component (GO): Z disc; stress fiber; filamentous actin
Molecular function (GO): muscle alpha-actinin binding; actin binding
Source: RefSeq, a predicted model, not a curated record
GCAAGAGCUCUCCUUCUUUUGCUUUUUUAAGACUUUUACUUACUUUUGUUAAUGUAAACAGGGCUGAGACUUAAGUAUUUGUUGUGUUGAAGUCUGAUCAAUUCUGUGAGGCUCCUCGGUGCCUGCCCGUACCCUGGGUGUUUGGUCAUCCCGAGUACAGGGAGAAGAACUGAAAGGAAAGAAAGGAGUUAAUUGACUCUGUUAAAUUCUCUGCAUAAUGAAUAAUUACACAGUAACCCUGAGCGGACCUGCCCCAUGGGGCUUCAGGCUGCAGGGAGGCAAAGACUUCAACAUGGCCCUGACCAUCUCCCGGAUCACACCAGGCAGCAAGGCAAGUGGAAAUCUCAGUCAAGGUGACAUCAUUACAGCAAUCGAUGGGGUCAGCACUGAGAGUAUGACCCAUCUAGAGGCCCAAAACAAGAUAAAGUCAGCUACCACCAAACUCACCCUCAACAUGCAGAGGUCGAGACGUCCACCUGCUGUUCCCACAGCCACUCCAAGAAUGGACUCUCCUAUGCCAGUUAUCCCUCACCAGAAGGUCAUUGCCAACACAGCUGCCACCCAAGAGUACGUUCCCAGCUUCAACCCCAUCGCACUGAAGGACUCGGCUUUGUCCACUCACAAGCCCAUCGAGGUGAAGGGACCUGGUGGAAAGGCUACUAUCAUCCAUGCCCAGUACAACACUCCUAUUAGUAUGUACUCUCAGGAUGCCAUUAUGGACGCCAUUGCUGGUCAGUCCCAAGCCAGAGGAAACGAAACGAGUGGAGAAGACUCCGCUGGAUCUCCCUUGGCAUCACUUCCUAUUAAAGACCCUCUUGUGGACAGUGCUUCUCCAGUUUACCAAGCUGUGAUCAAACCUGAUGAGAAGGAGGCUGAGAUGUCUGAAUGGGCCCGUCGUGCCGCCAACCUGCAGUCCAAGUCCUUUCGCAUCCUUGCUCAUAUCACAGGAACAGAAUAUUUGCAAGAUCCAGAUGAGGAGGCUCUUAGAAAAUCAAGGGAGAAGUUUGAAUCAGAGUUAAAAGGCCCACGAUUUGUCAAACUGAAAAACAGGCACCAUGGCCUGUCUGCACAGAUCCUUAACAUCCAGGGGUGAAUGCCAACAGAUGUUGGUAUACAGAGAUUAUUGAGGCAGCAAUCAACAAGGAAAGGGGAAGGUUGCAAUAGGCAGAAUUUUAGUGACUGGAAUGUGAGUUAUAAGAUAUAAUAUGUGAGAUAUAAACUAGCUUGUAAGUGAACACACAAAUAUCUCCUGUGUUUGAUGUUCAUAUGUCUUCUUAAUGUAACUUUCUGUUAACUUUUUGCUGAGUUGUCAUUUUUUUUUCAUUCUAUGUCUCUCUUUUGGCUGCUCUGUUAUUCUAAAUUAAUGCUGAAUAUUGAAUUGCUUGACUUAAUUGCUGAUGUUAAAAAAAUUUAACCUGAGAGGAAUUAUAAAAUAUAUGUACCACAUCCACUGCAAUGCACCACAGCACACAUUGAGAUACUAACCAAAUGUACUAUUGGAAAUGUGAAUAAAACAUUAUUACUUUUAACCAAAUAAACAAAAG